Messenger RNA from Fimicolochytrium jonesii, 1711 nucleotides. RefSeq lists its product as uncharacterized. Lineage: Eukaryota; Fungi; Chytridiomycota; Chytridiomycetes; Spizellomycetales; Powellomycetaceae. Gene Ontology annotation, molecular function: oxidoreductase activity, acting on NAD(P)H. Bases 475 to 1536 code for a protein of 353 amino acids. The transcript is spliced from 4 exons. The record is from RefSeq and is a predicted model, not a curated record.
CUUCCAACUUGAUAUCCCAGAAAAGAAAGAGAAAGAGCGAAAGACGGCCGGCGGACUUUGGGAAAACCCGUGUUUCACAAGUCGAAGUUCCAACGUACACCGCACAGGUUCAGGUGGAUUAGAAAGCGAUUUCCAUGAAUGCAUUGUUGUGGUGUGUUUGCGCGAUCUCAUCCACCAACUACCAUCCCUGGCAGUGCAUGUGUGCAGUGAAAUCGGCUGCGUUGGGCGAUGUCCUCGGGCACUUCCAUGAGAACUUUGUGGGGGGUGGAGGAUGGCGCAAUCGAUGCCGGUAAAGCCGCCAUGAUUUGAAAUGCGUACAAUUUGUGCGUAAUGUGCCAUGCACGCAUCCCCAGCUCGCCACAAAACGAAGCUUCCGAUGAGGGCAUAUAAAGAGGGACGGGGACGGGGAGUACCAGGACCUUCUCAUAACAACUCAACAACUAUCUUCACGCAUUCACAUACCCAAUUAUCAAAAUGGCAUCCGAAAGCAUCCCUACUAAGCAGAUCUCUGUCAACAUCAAGGAGCAAGGCAAGGCUGAAGUCGUCACCGAUGCAGCCAUCCCCGAGAUCCCUGAUGACUACGUUCUCGUCAAAACCGUCGCGGUUGCGUUGAACCCCACCGACUGGAAGCACAUCGACUACUCGGCUAAGGCCGGCACCCGCGUUGGUUGUGACUAUGCCGGAACCGUUGUUAAGGUUGGCAAGAAUUUGACUCGUCAGUUCAAGGUUGGCGACGAUAUUGCUGGCGCUGUUCAUGGCUCCAAGACCGGUCCCAUCGAUCGCGGCGCCUUCGGUGAAUACAUCAUCGCUAAGACUGGUGUGGCCAUCCACAAGCCCGCUAACUUCUCAUUCGAGGAGGCUGCUACGCUCGGCGUAGGUGUGACCACGGUCGCGCAAGGCCUCUUCCAGACCCUGGGCCUGCCUUUGCCUGGGGAGAACGGGCCCAAAGGCACCAUCUUGGUGUAUGGUGGAUCCACUGCUACGGGUACUCUUGCGAUUCAGUAUGCGAAGCUGGUGGGAUGGAAGGUCAUCACUACCUGCUCGCCGAGGAACUUUGACUUGGUAAAGUCAUUGGGUGCCGAUGAGGUCUUUGACUACAACGACCCUGAGGUGAUCAACAAGAUCAAAGCCGCCACCAACAACAGCCUCACCCACGUCUUCGACACCAUCUCCCUCGAAGGCUCGGCCAAAAUCUCCGCCGGCGUGCUUGCGCCCAAAGGAAAGUACUCUGGCCUCCUGCCCACCAAAGCGCCACGCGACGACGUCAGCUGGACCUCCACCCUCGCCUACACCGCUUUCGGCGAGCCCUUCUCCACCUUCGGCGUCACCAAGGAUGCGAUCCCAGAGGACUACGCCUACGCUACCAAGUUCUGGGAGAUUUCGGAAAAGCUGCUCGCGGGCGGGAAGCUGAAGCCCCACCCUCUUGAGGUUAAGGAGAAGGGAUUGAAGGGUAUCAUCGACGGCUUGGAUUUGUUGAGGAAGGACAAGGUCAGCGGAAAGAAGCUGGCGUACAGGAUCGCUGACACCCCCAAGUGAAUCGCUGUCCCAAAAUCUGGAGAGUUAGCUUAACAAUAUGGAAUGAUUCGAUCGCAUGUGGGAGCAUUGGGAAGGUCCUUUGGGGUAUGGCAACGAAGCAACUUCAUGUCGCCAACAAUUUUGUAUAUACAUACGAAAAAUAAUAAAGCAUAUCAUGUUGCAAAAACAUCAGAGC